Molecule: messenger RNA, 1525 nt
Organism: Saccostrea echinata
Lineage: Eukaryota; Metazoa; Mollusca; Bivalvia; Ostreida; Ostreidae
Exons: 2
Coding region: 290-1471 (393 amino acids)
Biological process (GO): protein polyubiquitination; ubiquitin-dependent protein catabolic process
Molecular function (GO): ubiquitin protein ligase activity
Source: RefSeq, a predicted model, not a curated record
AACGAAUGACGCUAACGGACCACUGGCAUGGAUCCAGGGUAAAAAUGUCGGCGAUCUGGCUGACAUUCGCUGAAGAACAAAUCUUCACAUAUAUACUCGUAGAAGGAUGUGACACACGUUAAUUGUGUGUGCUACAGGGUCCUAUUUGGAUUAUUAAAAAUGAAGCAAUCAAUGCAAAUGGAACGGUUUAAAAAUCGAUUGUGAAUCGACCUGAAAUAAUUGCAUGAAGUUUAUUGUGUUUAUAAAUAAACGGUGAUUUCUCAAAGAGUCUUGGAAUAAGUAAAUCAAAAUGUCGGAGGUCAAUGUUCGUCCGUUAUUGUCAUUGCUGGAGGCAAUGAUAGACCUAGCCACCCCCAAAGUAAACGUCAAGCCGGGGGGAUAUAGUGAGGAUAUAUUUAUAAACUUAACCCCUGAACAAAAGGAGGAAUUCGAAUGCUCAAUAUGUUAUCAAAUUUUAAAGGAACCGAGACGAUGCAGCAACAGUCACAAAUACUGUUACUCCUGUAUCUUUGUGUGGUCGACUUCGGGACCCCAUCUGAAUCACAGAAAAUGUCCAGUUUGUCGGACAGAAGGUUACUACAUCAGGGACCGAGACUUAGAGGAAAAAGUUGGAAAUCUAAAAGUGAAAUGUCAUUUAGAAUCUUGCAAAUGGAAAGGACCUCUAAAAUUGUUAGCAAGACACACUCACACUACCUAUACACGUACUGGCCUUCCGUUCAGGAGUAGGUUCGAUGACCACUAUCGAAGUAUGUAUAGUGAAACAGCAGAGCCCGAAGACGAUUUACCAAGGUUAAACAAUGGCAGCCACGAGUCUGGAACAAGGUUGUCAUUGCGUCCACCCUCUACUUCUAAUCGUCUUACAAGGAGCAGAUUGUCUGGCACUCAAACCGCUAGAGAGGGCGGAAACACAGCCAUGAGUGCCUCCCCGCAACAAAGUGUGUCAGCCAUCAACACACCGAGGACCCCUCAUCCGCCCACUACACCCCGACCAGCCGGCCAAACAGUCCGUCGGGUGCCAACUUUACCUAGUAUUAUCAACGGUACCAAUAGUAGUAUGCAAAAUGCAAGAGCCACACAAGCUAACGAAACGCGAUCGCAACAGCAAAGGUCAACAACAACAACAAAUGAGCAUCGCCCUCAACCUCCGCAACAACCUAGAACAACAUCAAGAGGAGUCCGAACAAAUCCUAGCAACCCAGGCUUCAGUAACGUCCGGGACAGACUGAGGGAGAGUAGAGAGCGACUUGACAACCUGAUGUCGGCAUUCUCCAACGAACUCGAACGAGGCCGACGCGGUCUCACUGAAUUCCAGGAAACACGUGAACGGCGGCGCCAGGAACAGCUGGAAGAGGUGCGUGAACUUGGCAGACGACUGAACUAUGUUGCUACAGAGUUGCGUGGCCUGCUGGAACAAAGGCGGCAACUCCGCGAUGACUUGGAAGAAAUAUCUGAUGAAUAUGCAGAUAGUUAAUUUUAUAACGUCUAAACGUUUUCUUACUUAAUAGUAUUAUUUAAAUUAUUUUCA